Molecule: messenger RNA, 727 nt
Organism: Mobula hypostoma (lesser devil ray)
Lineage: Eukaryota; Metazoa; Chordata; Chondrichthyes; Myliobatiformes; Myliobatidae
Gene: plgrkt
Product: plasminogen receptor, C-terminal lysine transmembrane protein
Exons: 5
Coding region: 153-596 (147 amino acids)
Biological process (GO): positive regulation of plasminogen activation
Cellular component (GO): plasma membrane
Source: RefSeq, a predicted model, not a curated record
CUGCAAUUCUGGGAAGGCGGUCGGUUGGCUCAUCGUGCGAAAGGCGGCCGCCCCAGCUGUGACUCAGUGCGAGGAGAUUGGAAUUAGUGACGCUACGCAACGGCAAAGGCGGGGCACCGGAAAACCCGGGAGCAGCGCAGCCACGGUCCAGUAUGGGCUUUUUUAUGUCUAAAUCCAUGGAUGAAAGCCUAAAGAAACAGCAAGAGUUCAUGGCAGCAAACAGUGCUCUCCAGCUGGAGAGGCAGAUGUUGAUGCAGAACGAGAUGAGACAGAGGCAAAUCGCAAUGCAAAUUGCCUGGUCCCGUGAAAUAAUAAAGUACUUUGGAACUUUCUUUGGACUUACAACAGCUGGUUUAACAAUAGGAGCUAUGAAGAAGAAGUCACCAAAACUUCUGGUCCCCAUUAUUCCCCUGAGCUUCAUUUUCGCUUAUCAGUAUGAUCUGGCCUAUGGAACAUUAAUGUUGAGAAUGAAAGAUGAGGCAGAGAACAUCAUUGAUACAGAGCAAGCAGUACUUGGGAUGCCAAAAGGGGUGCCAACGUUUGAAACCAUCGAAAAAGCAAGGAGGGCUCGGACUCCAGUUUUCAUGCAAAAGUAGACUACUAAAUAAAAAAAAGACCCAAUGGAUUGAAGACAAAGAACGUAUGAAUGGUACACAUUUGUCCCUGCAACUGUCUGUUGAAUCAUCCUGUAGUUUUUAUCGUAAUAAAUUGUUCUUUCUUUAAGAAA